AUGUCUUCAUCUGUUCAUUUCAAAUUCAAGUCCCAGAAAGAGCCCUCAAGGGUCACCUUUGAUGGCACUGGUAUUUCGGUCUUUGAACUCAAAAGAGAGAUUAUCAGCCAAAGUAGAUUGGGCGAUGGGAGUGACUUUGAGCUAUCAAUCUACAAUGAAGACACUAGAGAGGAAUACGACGAUGACACCACCAUUAUCCCUCGGUCCACAUCGGUGAUUGCUCGCAGAUUGCCCGCCGCGCGCCCUGGCAAGGGCGGUGCCGCUCGUUAUGUCUCAGGCAAGAUGCCAAUCAAUGCCCGUAUUGCCCCCCGCAACGAAACCUCGACGACCAGAGUGCUGCCCGGGACUGGACAAUCGGUGAACAACAAUGUCCUCGAACUCAACAAUGCGCAGACAGAAGAAGAGAAGAUCAAUGCCCUCUUCAACCUGCAGGCGAGUCAAUGGCAGGAACAACAGCAAGAAAUGGCAAACGCAACACCCGUGCCGUUUGGCCGUGGCAGGGGCAAACCUGUCAAUGUACCCGAUCAUCCGCCGCCACCCGGAUAUCUCUGCUAUCGUUGCCGGGAAAAGGGUCAUUGGAUUCAAGCAUGCCCAACGAACAAUGACCCCAAGUUCGAUGGCAAAUACAGAGUGAAGCGAUCAACUGGUAUUCCACGUUCACUCCAAACCAAAGUCGACAAACCGGAAUCCUUGGCGCCCGAUGGCUCUACCGAAGAUUCAAGGAACACAGGUGUCAUGGUGAAUGCUGAUGGUGACUUUGUUAUUGCAAAACCGGAUAAGGCAGCCUGGGAGUUGUACCAAGAAAAGGCCAAGGCAUCGGCGGCCGCGGCGGCCGAAGCAGCUGCUGCUGAGGAGAGCAAGGCGUUACAAGCUCGAGGUUUGGAAUGCCCAAUUGACAAGAGGAUGUUCCUAGAGCCAACAAAGACACCGUGUUGCCAGCGGACGUAUUGCAAUGAUUGUAUUUCCAAUGCUCUGAUUGAAAGUGACUUUGUUUGCCCUGGAUGUUCCACAGAGGGUGUUUUACUGGAUAACCUUACCCCGGAUGAUGAAUCUGCUUCCAAAAUUAAGGUAUAUGAAGCCGAGAAGGCGGAAGCCAAAAAGGAAAAGGAAAAGAACCCCAGCGGGCUGGAUGGCACGCCUGUGCCAGAAACCUCUGAAUCAGAGCCCAAAGUCCCAGUGAACAAAGAACAGAGCCCAGCCAAUCAAUCCCAAGAGAAUCUGCCCACGCAAUCGAAGAAGCGACCCGCUGAGGAUGAACCGGCUAAUCAAGAUGAAAGCGGCUCAGAGCCCGGUAAUGUGGCAAAGAAACAAAAGGCCGACGAGCAAACCGACACUCCAGACCAAGACAAUAUUGCCAAAGAUGGCACUCCGGCCGCCCCAGCCAACUUCAAUUCCGAGAUGCCUUUCAAUGGUUUUGGACCAAUGCAGGGUAUGCCCAUGAUGCCUUUCUCCGGUCCUGGAUUUGGCAAUGAUGCUAUGGGGUUCAUGAACCCAAUGGCCAUGGCAGCUCCCAAUGGGUUCCCCAAUAGCAUGGGUCCGGGAUGGAACCCAAUGAACAUGCCCUUCAACCCUCUACAAGCUGGGAUGUUCGACCAGGGCAGUGGAAUGACCAACGGAUUCCCCAAUAUGUUCAAUGGUGAUCCAUCGAUGAUGUUCCCAAUGCAGAAUGGAUUCCAAGGGCAGCCUGGGAUGAAUAAUUUUUCCAACCAACAACGAACCACUUUCAGUACCCCUUACUCCAGAGAAGAAGAUUCCCCCUAUUUCCGACAGCCCGUGAAUCCCCAACGUCACCAAGCAAGAAACAGAAGAGUUCGACCCAGUGAUUAUCGAGAACUUUGA
This is a messenger RNA of Penicillium soppii, 1839 nucleotides long. Its product is annotated as cleavage polyadenylation factor subunit MPE1. The record is from RefSeq and is a predicted model, not a curated record. The transcript is spliced from 4 exons. Bases 1 to 1839 code for a protein of 612 amino acids. Gene Ontology annotation, biological process: protein ubiquitination; ubiquitin-dependent protein catabolic process; mRNA processing. Gene Ontology annotation, molecular function: nucleic acid binding; ubiquitin protein ligase activity; zinc ion binding. NCBI's taxonomy places the organism in Eukaryota, Fungi, Ascomycota, Eurotiomycetes, Eurotiales, Aspergillaceae. Gene Ontology annotation, cellular component: nucleus.